Lepisosteus oculatus (spotted gar) is the source of this 2733-nucleotide messenger RNA. RefSeq names its product cytochrome b5 reductase 1 (gene cyb5r1). Lineage: Eukaryota; Metazoa; Chordata; Actinopteri; Semionotiformes; Lepisosteidae. The record is from RefSeq and is a predicted model, not a curated record. Gene Ontology annotation, molecular function: oxidoreductase activity.
UGUUUUCCACCAGGAACAGCGCGUCAUCUCGCUGGAUUGUGGGAUCAAGGCGGGCUGUGUGGGAAUGCUAGGGGUUUGACAGCUGAGUCACUUAGUCUCAGUACCCGGGCGGUGCCGGACAGACGUUGAUCCAGGAUUCACGGAGUAACGAUGGGAUACAGCGUGACCACAGGGGUGCUGGUGGCAGUGGGGGUGGCCGUCCUCUCCACAGUGGGCUACUUCGUGGGCAGCUACCUGCUGGGCAGGAAGAAGAAGGCGCCGGUGACCCUGCUUGACCCCAACGUCAAGUACCAGCUGAGGCUCAUUGACAAAGAGGUGAUCAGUCACGACACCAGGAAGUUCCGCUUCGCCCUCCCCACGCCGGACCACAUCCUGGGCCUCCCCGUCGGGAAGCAUGUGUAUCUAUCCGCUCGAAUUGAUGGCAACCUGGUGGUGCGUCCUUACACCCCCGUGUCCAGCGAUGAUGACAAGGGCUUUGUGGACCUGGUGGUGAAGAUCUACUUCAAGAAUGUCAACCCCAAGUUCCCGGAAGGAGGCAAGAUGUCUCAGUACCUGGAGAGUCUGCAGAUCAGAGACGUGGUGGACUUCAGAGGGCCAGGGGGCCUGCUGGAAUACCAGGGCCACGGUCAGUUUGCAGUGCAGCCAGAUAAGAAGUCCCAACCAGAUAUCAAGAACGCCAGCGCUGUGGGGCUGAUUGCCGGGGGCACAGGAAUCACCCCGAUGUUGCAGUUGAUCCGGGCCAUCAUGAAGGACCCCACUGACAAAACUGUCUGCCACCUGCUCUUCGCCAACCAGACGGAGAAGGACAUUCUGCUUCAGGACGAGCUGGAGGAGAUCCAGGUCCGACACCCAGAGCGCUUCAAGCUCUGGUUCACUGUGGACAGGGCUCCUGAAGUCUGGGACUUCAGCCAGGGCUUUAUCAGCGCCGACAUGAUCCAGCAGCACCUCCCCCCUCCCAGCGACGACACCCUGGUGCUGAUAUGCGGCCCGCCGCCCAUGAUCCAGUUCGCCUGCAACCCUAGCCUGGACAAGCUGGGUUACCGGCAAGCUCAGCGCUUCACCUACUAGACUCCGGGCCUCCACUAACCACAGCAGGGCAUUAAUCACAACACAUCUGUAAUGUUUACUGUUAAAAGGGCCUUUUUUUAAAGUAUGGAGAAAUGUGCCGGGGGGGAUUUUCACCUGUCGGAUGUUCUGUGGAUUUCCAAACUCUAGUUUGUGUUUUAAGCUGCAGCCAUCCUACCCAUCCCACCCCACCCCCCACCAUCUCUGCUGACUUUCUUCUGCUGUUCUGUCAUCUUUUUAGCUGGGUGGCGCCUGGCAUUAAGGGCAGCUCAAGCAGGGCGAAGCCUGCGCCUGUUGGUGAUGGGUCAUUUUUCUGUUUUAUCGUUUUUAAUAUUUAAUAUAGUUCUGCGAAACCUUUCUGCGAAACCGCUCUGCUCUGGGGCUUGAACCCAAAGGUCCAUGUGGUCAUUCAAAACGGAGGUCGUUUGGAGUUUCCCUGCAUCCUCUGUAGUGUUGCACGGGGAGCAGCGCAGAGGAGAGACUGGAAGGUUGGGUACUCAUUCACAAAAUUCUGCUUUGGAACAAGACCACUUCCCGACGCGACGCUAGAUGUUGAAAGGCACAUUUUUAGGAAUCUGAGAAGAGUACUGGCACACAAGUGUUUCUAGAUGGUGGGGCCCUCCUGUGGUGAGGUAUGAGAGAAUCACAGCCUCUUUCCUCUGAGUCAGAGCAGAUUCUUCAUCCCAGAGCUGUCGUGGUGUUUCCAGAAGCUUGUUCCAGUGAUCUGGAGAGGGUUUCGUAGUAAAAGCUCUGCAAACAUAUAUGCACCUGAAUUAAAUAAUACUGCCCAGAAAUGUGUGUCCUGCACUCAGGACACGGGUUUCUGCUUUAGUUAAAACUGGCACGGUGUCUUGGGCAUGAUGGACUGAAGGUCAGUAACGUCUGUCUGUACAUGUCUGAACUGCGCUGUGCUUGAGCUCUUUUUUUCCUUAGCACUGCAGUGUGAGCAAGGGAUCCUGUUGUGGAUGUGGCUCAUUAGAAGGUACACAGGUCAUGCUUGGAGUCGUUUCUCGAGGAGCGCAAAAGCAUGAUAGGCUUCUCAUCCUGCCAGCUGGACACUUUUUCUUAAAUUGUUUGCCGCCGCUCACAAAACAUGGGUCAGUACUAAGAAUGAGUGAUAGGAUGAGAAAAUGACACGCGCACUGAUGUUUUUUGUUGCUCUGGGUGGAUAAUAGUAAUCUACCUGCAUAAUUUACCUAAUGUGUAAGCCUCUCACUGAGCUCAGUGCUUUGACUAUCCCGUUUAUCGAUCGACUAUGCACCUUCUCUUCAGUUCCUUAAAACUGCUGUGUUAAUCCCACACAUUUUCAAAUCCUGGUGUUUCUGGAUGUUGGUUCUGUGCUGUCUGAGGUGUGGAACUACAGAAUAAAUGUUGUAAGGAUAUUUUUUUUUUAAAGAAACCAGCAGUUUCAUGAACACUGCGGUCACUAGUGAUUGAUCUGAGUGGCUCGCUGGCUUACUGGUAAAACUAGGUGGUAUAGUGCUUUUGGAAAUCUGUUUCAAUAGUAGUCGUGGCUCUAAUUUCUAAAACCGAUUGAGAUGGCAGCUAGGUGAUUGAUCUCAGCCUGGCAAUGGAAGCUGCCAUCAAGGCUGUGCCUCAGUGAUGACAAAGGUGCCUUUUGUUUUUCUGGUGUCAUGCCAUAAUAAAAUGUUUGAAUGCUCAAAUGUG